Molecule: messenger RNA, 1086 nt
Organism: Cyanidioschyzon merolae strain 10D
Lineage: Eukaryota; Rhodophyta; Bangiophyceae; Cyanidiales; Cyanidiaceae
Product: similar to glucose inhibited division protein B
Exons: 1
Coding region: 1-1086 (361 amino acids)
Biological process (GO): rRNA processing
Cellular component (GO): cytosol; cytoplasm
Molecular function (GO): rRNA (guanine-N7-)-methyltransferase activity
Source: RefSeq, a predicted model, not a curated record
AUGUCCAGGGUUCAGGGUCUUGAUCGCAAACGGCUCUCUUGCGCUAGACUCUGUUUCACUGCCUUGCUGCUACGCAACACUGGAGUCUCGCAUGGCGCCCUGAGGGUGGCGGUCCAACGUUGGAGCGACCAUUGCCUCCAGCGACGGGCCAGGGGCGUGGAAAGCUUCCGGACGCGAGUCGCGUGGCGCCCGUCUGCACUUGUGAACGCUGCUCCCGUCUGUAGGGUCUUUUCAAGCCAUGGAGAAGGUUGUGAAGCGGGAUCAGCUCCUUCUGCACAGCCGGAGCGGGACGGGCUCCUCGAACGGUGUCAGCAGGGCCGCCUGCUAUCAACGCCGCAGAAGAGACGCCUCAGUCAGCUGUGUGACUUGCUUCUAGAACGAAAUCGCCAUGUAAAUCUAACCGCAAUCCGCACUGAACCGGAAGUAUACGAGAAACACUUUGUAGACUCUUUGCGGUUUGUCGAUAUCAUCGAAACGCUAUGCGCUGGAGUGUCUGGUGAGCGUCCCAGGUUAGCAGCACCCAAUCAUUUUCGACUACUGGACCUCGGUUCGGGGGGUGGUUUCCCAGGACUAGUCCUGGGGAUUGCACGACCCAGCUGGGAGUUCGUCCUGCUUGAUGCUACGCGCAAGAAAUGUGACUGGCUUCGUGAGGCUGUCGAGGCGCUCCAGUUAUCCAACGUGAGCGUCAUUUGGGACCGCGCGGAGCUGGCAGCACACAAACCCGCCCUGCGAGAAGCAUUCGAUUGUGUGGUGGCUCGUGCAGUGGCCCGACUUCCGGCACUCUCAGAGCUUGCCUUGCCCUUUGUACGCAUUGGUGGAUAUUUCUUGGCCGCCAAGGAGUAUCGCCGCGAGGCAUCGACCGUUGGAGACGUUCACUGGCCGGAACUCGCGUCUGCAAUGCGUUCGAUAGAGGCGAACGGCGGACGCUAUAUGCGUACUGUCGCCACAGACACGGACGGUGCUCCAACUGCCUGCAGUACGGAUAUGGACGACCAUCGACGGGUUAUCGUGAUCGUGCACAAGCAGCAUCCAACACCGAGCAUGUAUCCGCGAGCGCCGGGAGUUCCAGAACGAAAGCCCUUGUAG